Phasianus colchicus (ring-necked pheasant) is the source of this 11626-nucleotide messenger RNA. RefSeq names its product ligand dependent nuclear receptor corepressor (gene LCOR). The record is from RefSeq and is a predicted model, not a curated record. NCBI's taxonomy places the organism in Eukaryota, Metazoa, Chordata, Aves, Galliformes, Phasianidae. Gene Ontology annotation, molecular function: DNA binding. Gene Ontology annotation, biological process: regulation of transcription by RNA polymerase II. Gene Ontology annotation, cellular component: nucleus.
CGCCCAAAAUAUGUUCUUCUUUUAGUGGGUCACCGUAACAUAAAGGUUAAAAGUGUGGCUGCUGUAAUUAUGAUGGAUGUGGAAAGCAGAAGCCCCUAAAAUAUUGGUGUCUUCACCCCUUUUCCUCUGGUGUCAUUCUGUUGUGCUGCAGCUGUCCCACUGGCCCUGCUGGGAAGGUUCAGGCACUGAAGUACAGAUGAUGAAAACACUGAAACAGGAAUUUAGCAGAGGCAGCCAUGUUAAUUUCUGUUCCAUUUGAAAUGCAGGAAAAUAUUGUCUGCCAAAUGGACAAUCAGUGGGAAAAGAAAUGUUCUUUUCAAGCUUCUAACAGUAGUGACAAUGGAGAGAAAAAUACUAUAAAAAGUAGGCAGCUCCUUUUUCAAGAUUUUGAUUUCGAUGUGUUAUGCACGAUGAACUGUACAGAGUACACAGUUAUUCUUUUGGAGCCCUAAAUGACUGAGUAUUACAAGGCAGGGCUUAGAUUGUCUUUACUGCAUUGCACCUUGUGUUUGGGGGGGAGUAGGGCUUGGCUUCACGGCAAUUUCACCAGUCUUUAGUAUAAUUUUUGAAUACAUUCAUGCUUCCCUUAUUUGCCUUUUUUAAUGUCAAGCAUUGCACAUAAGAUGUUCUGCUGUUGCUAUGCAACUGCUAAAUCCAAUAUUUAAUAUUAAUAAAAACCGAGUGGCAUUAGCAUCACUGAGAACAGUGGGCUAGCAAACUAUGAUUGUACAAUAUCCAAGCUGUAAAACUUGGCAGGGACUUCAGUGUGCGAUUGCGUGCAUAGCAAACUGUGGGGCAUGAGUCACUGGUGGUUACUAUUUUAAGAGUGGUGAGUUUGAGUAAAAUUCUGAGCUCCCUUGAUUUUUAUUUAUUUAUAUAUGCGUUCUAUUUUGAACAGAGAGAUAAGGAAUGAGGUUGGUUGGUUGUUUCAUUUCAGGUCCAAGUUCGGAGGGGUCGCUACACAUGGAAGGGUCAGCAUUAUGAACCUAAGGGUCAAUUCCCUGAUUCUCCUGUUUUUCUUCUAGGUCAGGUUGGUCGCCCUUUCCCACUGUUGCUGCCACUUCCCGAAGCCUGAGUUGGCUUUUUUUGGAGGCAGUGCUUCUUCUCUGCCUGACAAGGUGCUGUUCAAUGAGGUGGAUAGUCUUUUUGGCUUCUCCUUUUCCACCUUGUUUAGUGGUAUCUCCCCUGUUUCUAUUUACUCUUGACUAUAAUUUUACCAUUGCUCUUUCACUUUUUUCUUUGUCCUCUGCUCAGUGCUUUCUGAGAUAAGAUUUUCAGUGUCAGCCUCUUAGAGGUGCUAGAUCAAGGAUGAUUUUAUGCUCUGGCAGUGCUUUGGCUGUUGAAGUCACAUUGCAAACUACAAAUUCCACAGGGUCUUCCAUCUUGUGUGUAGUGAUGUAAGCGCACCGAAAGUCUUGCUGACGCCCAGAGGAAUGUGAUGCUGCUUAUCCCUUUCUUUUGAAGCCAAGACUGUUGUCUGUAAAACAACCAUUAGAUCUAUACAUAGACUGAGUUACUUUAUUAUUGCUUUUUUUUUUUUUUUUGCAGUGUAAUAACUGAAUUUCCUCCAUAGCACACAAUCCUUUGAAGUGGUUUCUUAAGAGGGCAUUUUCAGGUAGUUUAUCUGUCCCUGAUUCACCCAUGCAAGUUUCUCUAAAUUUAAAACUGUAUUUUCAUCUCUUAAGAGAAUUCUUUUAUUUCUUCUGCCUCUCUCAUACUCAGGCAAGUAGGAGAGGUUACCCAGUUCUGUACAAACUGUCGUUAAACCCACAGUGCAAACGUAUUGCAGGGGUAGGGAAGGAAACACAGUAAGUGAUAAUCCUGGGUUUUGUGGCCAUGGUGGAAAUAUGUUUUUAUAAGGAGGUGGACUUGGUCUGUGCCACUCAAAAUAAUCUCUGUACUUUUCAUUUCACUCUUGUUAACUUGACUUCUCCAUAGUAUUGGGUAGUUGAUAGCUCUGUAGGUUUUACUGCCAGCAGGAGUUUAGUGCAAUAUUGAUUUAACGUUUCCAAAUAAUGGCAGUAAUUUCAGUAAAGGCUUUCCCUCUUUUAGAAUAAACUAAAUUGGUUAGAUUUAUUUUAAGUGUGGCAUCAAUCAUGGCAUUGAAGUAAAUCAGACUGUAUUUUAGAUGCAGAUCUUUGACACGAGUGUGUUAGUGAUUAGAAUUUGGUUCCUUAGGGGCAUGGCAUUGCUGAAUCCCUUUCCUUUUAAUUUUCUCUCCUCAAACCUAUAACUGCAGAAAGCAUUGCUUAUGAUAUUUGUUGAAAUGCAGGAAAGUAGCCAAAUGCCACUCUGAGAUGGAAGGAUGUAUUAUAAUGUUAUUUCUAAUUGCAAAAGCAUACCUUUCUUCUGCUUUGAGGCUUAAGCAAGAUAAUUUUUCCCAGUCGCAAUUACCUGGUGUUGUGAAGCACACUGUAGAACCUAAAACUUCCCAUUUUCUUUUCAAAACGGCUUAUUUCAGUGUCGUAAUGUUUUUUGUUUUUAACCCAGCUAAGUGCAGGAGUCAGUGGGCUCUAGAUUCUGCUGUGGUUUGUCAGUAGUUCAGUCAUCACAAUUGACCCAUGCGUCUUGUAAUGCUAAGAGAAAACACAUUGAGCUCUGUUCUUGGAACAGAUAAAUAUAGAACUGCUAUUGUGAAUAUUCUUGUAGUGACGUACUUAAUCUAGAAAGCUAACAAUUCUUUUAUUUGCUUUUAGGGUUUGAAAGUAUUCUAGAAGGCCUGUUUGGACCUGGAUUAUUAAAAGAUCUCAGUUUGUUUAAAGACUGUGAGCCUGAAGGUGUUUCUGAUUGGUCUUUUGAUGAAAAUUGUCUUUUCUGCUGCCUGAGAAGAGAAAAAGUGAAGGAGCACUUAGUCUGUCUGGAUGAGCCAGCCUCGGAAGCUGGACAAGAAGCUCUGCUUAGACAAGAGCAAGCAAAAAUCAUUCGUUUUGAAAGGCAAGCGGAAGAGUUCCUCAAUGCAGUCUUUUACAGAAAAGACAGUCCUAGGGUCUCUGACCCCAAUAUUCCCCUAGUGGCCCGUGAGAUCAUGCAGCGAAUGAUCCGACAGUUUGCUGCUGAAUAUACCUCAAAAAAUAGCUCUACUCAGGACUCCAGCCAGCCCAAUAGCACAAAGAACCAAAGCCUGCUGAAAGCAUCUCUGGUCGCCUCCUCUCCCACGGCUGCAACUGCUCAGAACCCUGUGCUCAGCAAACUUCUCAUGGCUGACCAAGACUCACCUCUGGACCUUACUGUCAGAAAGUCUCAGUCAGAACCUAGUGAACAAGACGGCGUGCUUGAUUUGUCCACUAAGAAGAGUCCUUGUGCUGGCAGCACCUCUCUGAGUCAUUCUCCAGGAUGCUCCAGUACUCCAGGAAAUGGUGAGGAUGCAGCAGAGGCAGUAGCAAUAGACUCUAACAAUCAGCCCAAGUCUCCACUGGAAAAGUUUAUGGUCAGACUGUGUACGCACCACCAGAAGCAGUUCAUCCGUGUGCUAAACGACAUAUACACUGAAGUACAACCGGACUGUGAAGGCCAGCAGUCGUCUGAAUCCGAAAGCAUGGAGGCCUCCACUUGUGGCUCUGGUUGUAGCCAGCAAAGCACUGAAAACCAGGAUAAGGGUGCUACGUGUACUGACCCAAGGCCCCUUUCUUCCUUGGAGCCAGGACAGCCAGGCACUGACAGCACUGGGCAGCCUGCAGAGCUGAAACCCAUGGACAGGGCAGAGAGCUCCAGCCCUGCUUUGAGGAGAGACUUCCCUGACCUCCCCAGCACGCGGCUGCACUCUGCCAGCCCAAAGGACAGCUCCACUCAAGGAUACCUCAGCACGUUGAACUCUUCCUCAUUGAAUUUCCACCACACCACAAAAAGCCUGGAGGGGCAAGCUGCUGGCCACGAACAAGAUGCCAGCGUCAGAAGGUGUGAGGACAGCAAAGAGCAGGGAGCAGGUAAGGCACUAGUGGAAGGCUACAUCUCUGUCAAAGUGGCCAACGUGAACGGCAGUGAGGAUGGCCUGGACAGUUGUCUGGGCUCCCAGAAGAGCUCUUUCAGGGCUCUGCCAGAGGAGCCCUGGGACCCUGGCUUUGCUGUCAGCUCUCCUCGCUGUGCGGACAAAGAGAAUGCAUUACAGUGUGGCUCGAAAGCAUCUUUGCACCAGGACCUCGAUGUGAAAGAACAAGACACAAGACCAAAGCCAGACAACCACCUGCACGCUGUGGCCAAGGGCAAGGUAGGCUGCCACCUGCACCCAGCCGACAAGGGCCCGCUUGACAAAUCCAAAGAGGGCUGGCUGCCUGCUGGCACCACACCAACCUCCCACCGUGCCCCUGCUGGGCACCCCCGUGCCAAGGCAGCCUCCCUUCGGCCCUCCCGCAAGAGCAAAAAAGCCUCAGGGCUGCGGAUUAAUGACUAUGACAACCAGUGCGACGUGGUCUACAUCAGCCAGCCCAUCACUGAGUGCCACUUUGAAAGCCAGCGUGCCGUGUCGUCCCGCAGGACGGCACGGAAGAGCACGCGGGGGUAUUUCUUCAAUGGGGAGUGCUGCGAGCUGCCCACUGUCCGCACGCUGGUGAAAAGCUCGCGGGCAGAGGAGCGGGGCGGCGGCAUGGCGCAGCGGACGCAGGCGCUCGUAAGCACGAAGCCAACUCUGGUGCUUUCAGGGGGCAGCUCCACGGGGGCAGGGCGGGAUGGGGAGAAAAGGGUUUCGCUCCGGCUGCUGGCCAAAGGCACGCCAGCUGGCAGAGAGACGAAAGGCAGGGGUGAUCUGGGCUCCGUCCAGCGGGAGCUGCGGGACAUGCGGGUACUGCGGUCACGGGAGGCCUCUGCAGCUGUGCCCCUGUUCUCACUCUCAGCACCACCCAGCCCUAUGACGGAGGACAGCAUGACUGGCUCUCCACCCCCAGGCUCCCCCUGUAGCCAAGGGGCUGGGGGCUUGGCUGCCCUGGAGGUUGGUGCAGCUCCCUCUGGGGAUGGCAGCUCCAAGGACAGUGAUGCUGCACCAGCUGCAGGCUGUGCCACCCUUCCCGCCACUGAAACAGCCAUCGGGGAGAAAGGUUCCCCAGAUGUGGGUGUGCAAACUACUCCAGACCUUCCCGCCAGCCCAGAGCCAGGGUCCCCCGUGCAGCUCUGCCCUGCUUUGGAUGCAACACCUGAGGCUGACACCAGGGACCAUGCAGUGCUCCCAGGUGCCAGCAGCACAGAGCCCUGUGGUGUGCAUCCCGCAGAACUUUCUCCACACUCUCCAGAGCUGCAGGCUCCUGAGCAGCCCCCUGCCACUGACGGCAGGAAUUGUCCACCAGAGCCCUCUGCCACCUUGCAGAGCGUGGAGGUGAACAAAAGCACUGAUACUAUACCAGAUGCUGAACUAUCAGUUGUACCAGGUGACACCUCCCUUGAGCAAGAGGAGGCUGCACCAGCCAGCAUAGCUCUCCCUGUGGACUUGGAAGGCGAGGCAGAGCAGAACAACAGCCUGGCAGGUGAAAAGGAGCCUGCUGAAGAGGAAACACUGCCCGAAUCCGAUGGCUUGGAAACAGCAGAGAAAGACUCCAUCUCUUCCAAAGACAGCCUAGACAAGAAGCGAAAGAAAGGAAGGAGAACACUUGUGGCAUCUGACCGGCGUCUCCGAAGCCAGCAGUCUCAACCACCCACUGAGGUCAGCACUGAGGACACUGGUUCUUCCAGCCCUGUGCAUUUUCCUGGCCUUCAGAUCAAAGCCUCCAAGAGUCCUGGUGCUAAGCGGUUCAAGAGAGAAGGGAACCUGGAUGGGACAACACCCGCAAACUUCCCGAAUGACUGCUUCCAUAGUGCACUGCUCCAGCACAAUGAGGGGCUAAGCACCAGGCAGGCUCCAGAAAGCAUUGCUGAGGAGAACGGUGUCACCACCAGGCAGACCUAUAAAAGCAUCUUAGCAAAAGAAACUGCAUCCGAGGGAGAAAAUUCCCAUAAAGACAACCCUGCUGCUACAGGUGGCCACAGUCAACCAGGUGAGAUGCUGGACAUCUGUGUGCAGACUGAUGCUGAGAAGAAAAGCAUCCUCCUCCCAGCAGAAAGCAGUGUGCCUGCAGGCAGUGUGCAAGCAGAGGUGAAGCUGGGCGAUGCUUGUGCAAAAGAGGAGAGCUCUGACAGUACCAUAGACACGGGGAAGCUGGAGCACUAUGAGCCGGUGAGCAGCCAAUCUCCGUGUCCCACCAGCAGAGGUGGAGGAAGCAAGCAUCUCCCAGCGAAGGCUGCCAAGCACAAAAAGGUCACCCUGCAGUUUUACAACUUAAGACACACACCUGCAACAGCUGACACUGCAAAAAAGAGCUUGCCAGGGAAGGAGUCUAUGCAGGCUGUCCCUAAAGCCAGGGACGAGUGCAGUUCAGGGAAUGAUGAUGCCCUGGCGCUGGAGGAUAUGGAUGCAGAAGACAGCAAGCCGAGGUUCAUGGAGUGGUGCGCUGAGGAGGAGAACCAGGAGCUGAUUGCCGAGUUCAACGCCCAGUACAUGAAGGUGCAGAAGGGCUGGAUCCAGCUGGAGAAGGAGGUGCAGCCAGCCCCCAAGGUGAAGAACAAAGCCGACAAGCUGAAGGAGAUCUGGAAAAGCAAGAAAAGGACGCGGAAAAGCAGAGGGGCGCUGGAGGUUCAGAAGCUGUCUCCUGUCCAGAUGCUGUUCAUGAAGGCCUACAAGCUGUCUGACAUCUGCCAGUGGUUCCUGGAGACCACCGAGACCCGCUCGCUGGUGAUCGUGAAGAAACUCAACACGCGUCUCCCGGGGGAGAUCCCCCCCAUCAAGGUUCCCAUGCAGAAGUACUCCUCCUCUGGCCUCUACCCCAGCUCACUGCAGGCUGAGCGCUUGAAAAAACACCUGAAGAAAUUUGCCGCCACCACGCCGGCCCGCAACAACCUGAAAAACCAAAAGCUGUGGGCCAAGAUCCGCGAGAAUGCCGACAAAGCUGAGGCUGAGGAGGGCAAGGUGGCCGGCCAGCCUCCUCCGCCUGAAGCCAGCCCCGAGGAGCUGAGCCAGGAGCGGGGCGCACAGCCCACCCCCAGCCUGCCCACCCAGGCCAGCACCCGCAUCCUGCGCAAGUACUCCCAGCUGAGGGGCAAGCUGCGGGCCCAGCACCGUGCCACCCGCGCCGACCGGCGUGGCGACGUGCCUGGCGAGCAACCGGGCCCCGAGGGCAAGACCAGCCGCAAGAGCCUGUGCAUCAACCCGCUCAUGUCCCCCAAGCUGGCCCUGCAGAUCAAGGCAGAUGCCUUCCCCACUAAAUCACCUUCAGCAGAUGGAGUGGGGAAAGGGCGGAAAGGGAAGAGUAAAGGCCAGGAGGAGCCCUCGCCCCGGGCUGAGCAGCUCAGCAGGAAGAAGAGGACUCUGAAGGAGAGUGAGGCCACGCAGGAGCGGGCUGGCUCCUCGGGGAAGGACAAGGUGCCGGCCAAGAAGGCUGGAAAAAUAAAACACUCAGAGGUGGGCACCAAGGCCCCCGCCACCCGCAAGCAGGUGGAGAGGAGCAGCAAGCUGGCCAAGAAGAUGUCUUCAAAAGAGAAGAGAGUCCCAAAAAGGCAACUGGAGAAGGUGCGGCUGCCGGUGCGGAAGGGCAAGGAGAACACCAGCCGCCGUGCCGCGCCGCCGCCCGGCCACGAGGAGCUGGGCCCAUCCCCGCGGCACAGACCGCUGGGCGAGUCCUCGACGCGGGCACAGAAGAUGGCCAACAAGAAGGCGGGCGGGGGGAAGGCCCUUCCCAGGGCUGUGAGGAAGGGGCAGGAAGGCAGCAGUUCGCAGGGCAAGAGGAAGCUGCGGGCGAAGGGAGACUGCUCGCACAGCAAGCGCUCGCGGCUGGAUGCCAAGUAGCAGUGCAGCGGUAGCCAUGUACAGAACUCUUGUAUAGUAGUAACCCUUACCAUGCAUUAACUAAAGCUGCUUUUAUAAGCUGUAGCAAGCCUUUAAAAUCCGCAGUUACAGGAUCAUGCCCGUGAUGUUAGGCAUCGGAAGCUGUGUCUGAGGCGGAGAAGAGGUCAGCCUGUCUGGCUCUGCUGUUCCGAAGGAAGUGUUUGCAGUUCCGAUGGUCCUGGGGCUUUUGAACUCAGAACCAGGCAGUUUUAGUUAAAAGUACAGUGCCUUAUUUAUCACUUUAAAAAUAAAAUUAAGAAGCUCGUCUGUGUGAUUUGGAGGCUUGCGUUUUAUACUUGAGGCACAAGCACUUGUACUGUAGCAGAAAGAAAACCACCUUUGUGCACAUGAAGUAGCUUUCGGCAGCCUUUUGGUGCACGCCAGCAUUUCCCUUCCCUUCAGCGCCCUUCUGUCUGUCUGUGAGUGGCAUUUCAAGCAAACCCAAACCCCUUUGCCAUCGGUGAGGGAGACGAAGGUGGAUGGGACACGUGUUGGUUCUCCUGCAGCUGCCGGUGGCUCUCCAGGUACCCACACAUGGAUGUCACCCUGCAGCUCUGCCCCUACCCCUGUUCCUUUGCACGGCUGCAGCUGAUUUUCCCUAUAGUUUGCAUUCACUUUUGUAUACAAACACGCACCUUGCUGCUUGCAGGAAUCCCAGUGUAAGCGUCCCGUGCAGGAAGCAGCAAGGCUUUGGUUUGAAAACUUUCCCUCCCCUUUAAAUCAUGCAAAAGUGAGCUCUUUAAGCAGCAACAAAGUGAUUAAAUCUAGCCUGUCAGACCCUGUACAGAUUAAUACGGAGUUAUCUAUGACUUUAAUUUUUACUGCAUGUAUUAAAGAUGUCAAACAUUCCAUCAGGAAAGAUUUAAAAGCAUUUCAGGAGAGGCGCUGGUGGCAGCCAUAGCACUGCUCUGUGCCUUCCCCACAGGUCUCUCUGCCUUUCCCUUCCCUUGGUCUGGAUUAGAAAUGCAGGACCCCCUCCCCACAUUCUGCAUUUAAUUUCUCUUUGAAUUCUGGGGGCUGUCCCUUGCUGCCCCAUGUUGGGAUGGCAGCUCGUGAUGUUGCUCCCCAGAGCUGUGCUGCAGCCUUAGCACAUGUCGAAUGGGAUGCUGGGCAUCCCGUGGCAUGGGAGGAAUGUGAGUUGUCAGGCUGAAAGCUGAGGGCAGGCCGGGUGAUGGGGUGCCUGGCGAGGCAGCAGAGUGCUCUUCUGUUUUAUUUAACAGUGACAGCUUUGGUCUUCAGGAGGGGCUUUGUCUUUGAUGGAUAGAGUGCGACCACCACCUGUGGCCAAGUGACUGCAGCCAGCACUUGGGCAUGGCCCUGCCCAGGUCAGGGUGGGCACAGCGGUGCUCUAUGCGAGUUCUCUGCAUCGUAGGUUGGCCAGGAGUGCUCUCAUCUCCAGAAAAACAGGGCGGCUUCCUGCUGGGAGGCAUCUCCAGCUCUGUGCUGCCUCUCAGGAGGUGCCAUCUCCUCCUCAUCUCCUGUGCGUGUUCUCAUGCUGACACCAGUUGUAGCUCCCGGGUCUUGCAGCUGAUGAGACGUGCUUUUACCAUGUGCUUUGUGCUUGUGAGUGCUGUGUUUUGGGAAAGGAUGGAGGGAUGUUUUAGUUUGCUAGCAAAUGAAGGGAUCUGCAUAUGAGGUGGCCACGUGGCAGGGUGGCAUCGCCACCAUUUCUUCAUCAGUGCCCAAAUUUGAUUUUCUUCUCCCUCUCUUCCAGGCAGUGUUGCGUUGCUCCAUUCCCACUUACUCCCUGAUGUCCUCCCUCCAGCCCCAGUGCUGUGCCCCCAGUGCUCCCCGAUCACAGCAGUGCCGGCUGCUGCUGCCACCGCCACCCCUUCAGCUUUCCUUGUUGGCUGACUUCUCAUCCUACUCUCGGAGUUUACCUCCACCCCCACUCCCUGCUCCGCGUAUCAUAGCGUCCGUUCCGCCCAUCCCUUCGCUUGGUGGUUGUGAAAUGAAUCCAUCUGUUCUAAGAUGUUCUCAGGAGUUUGUAUUAAGAUCACCCCUAGGCUUAGCGGAAUCACGGUUUCUCCCCCCCCCCCCCCCCCCGACCCCCCUGGUUUGAGAGCACUUCCACCGGGCCGCGGGCAGCUGGCGUUUGAUUCAGGGCACGUUGGCAGCUGUGGGAUGGCCACAGAGGGCACCGUGGUGGCCAUUGUGGUGUCACCUGGCCCGCCAGGCCACCUCGCUAGCCAAUGUUUUCUAAGUCUGUUUGUAAGAGUACCUAAUUUUAAAAUGAAAUGUGAAUAUAUAUUAUGUGUAGGUGCCAUGUAAGAUAGUGUUGUGCUAGGCGGCAGGAUGCUAACCUACUUUUUAAGCUUUUGGGGCAGGUAAAGACAUUUUUUUUCUCUCUCUCUCAAUUCUCACGGAUUUAAUAUUGUAAAUAGUCGGGUUUUUUAUAUUUAUUUUGUGGGCUUUCUGUAGGUUCUUGUUCCGACUGGCGGUCACUGUGGCUGCCUGAUGGCGCAGGGGGACAGGGUCCCGUCCCAUCGGUGUCCAAGCAUUAACUCUUCAUCUCAUUUCUGAUGAUGUCAGAGGGUGAGCGGGAGCUGGGAGGGAGGGGUGGGGGUCUCCAUGGUGGGGGCACUGCCAGCAAUAAGAUUUUAGUAAUAAUGUCUUGGGUGACGGGGGCUCAGCCCACUGUGGGGUGCGGGUCUGGAGGAGCUGCCCCAGGGCUGUUCCAAGCGGCUGCUCUGACCCCAAGGUGCCCGCAGAGCAGGGCAGAAGGGCAGCUGUCCGCAGCCAAGCUGGCCCCAUAAGGUCAUUGCCUCUUUGCUUGCCCUUCUGCCAUGUUUAUUGGAGGGUUUGAGGUCGGUUGCCUGUUUGUGUGUGUUUUUCCUACGUGUGUGUGGCUUUUUUCUGGCUGUUUUUAACCCCGUUUUGCUGUACCCAUCCCAUAAUGGGGUUAGCCCUGCUGUUCAGUGACGGGUCCCUCAUUUCAGAGCAUGGGAUGGGAGUGAGACAGAGGGGCUCACGAGAGCCCUUCAUUUUUGGAACUGUAGUGUGGAAAAAGAAAGGAAAAAAAAAAAAGAAAGAAAAGCACCAACCCAACCAACCCAAUAUGUUUCUUUUUGUUCUUUCCAAGAUGCUCAACGUUUGAAUCCUAGUUCCGCCCCAGUAGCAAAUGUGUCCACUUCCCUGGAAGGAGUUUUGUCGCUCUGUUCGUUUCUCUAGGAUGAACUUUAGACACUGAUCCGAACAGCCCUCCUGUCCGGUACUGUAUGUCAGAGCCUGACCAAUGUGAAAUGUCAGAAUGGUGUGCAGGGAGCACGGCCGCUCGCUCGGCUCCGUGCUGGGGGAAAGCAAAACGUCUGCUGUGAAUCCUCGGUCGGAAAGGUGCAGAGGGGUUUCCAUUAGAUGAUGUUUACAUACCUCACCUGACGAACCUUUGAACAUGUAUAUAAAAAAUGAAAUAAAGUUAUAUUAAGUUGCUUUAAAUCGAUAUGUAUAGCUAUAAGAGCUGGGUCAUUUGAACUUUGGCUGUGUAUCGACUCUCUCAGUGUUGACAUUUUGUGAACUCUGUGCUCCUGUCGUUUAGACUCUCGAGGAAGCUGUGUUCUUGUUCCAGGUAAAGCUCCCUGACUCAGAUCUGAGUUCCUCACGGACUCCCACCGCCUUGUUUUCUUUUCUCUCUCUGUUGUUGAUAUUCACCCAAUGAUGAGCUUUCUAAAGGUCCGUAUUUUAUUGCAGCUUAUUAAACGUUUCUUUGAUAUCAGAGCCGCUUUGCUGUGAUAAAUUGGGGGAUGGUGGGGGCGUGGAUGGCACACGUGGGCCACAGCCAUGGGGCAC